GAAAUAUUACAUAGAGCAUGGCAGAAAACGGGCAGAAAUCAGCUGAGAAAGAAUUCUCUUUGGAAGAGUUUCGUUUGAAAUCGGCACCGGAUACCAUAUAUUAUAUUCCGAAUUUUAUAUCUGAAGACGAGGAAGAAUUUCUCUUAAGGAAAGUAAACAAUGUACCCAAACCAAAAUGGACUCAACUAUCGCAUAGACGUUUACAAAAUUGGGGUGGAUUACCGCACGAGAAAGGAAUGGUAACUGAAAAUAUUCCAGACUGGUUAACGACGUAUAUGGAAAAAAUUGCCGGUUGCGGAGCUUUUAAUAAUCUCAAACCGAAUCAUGUUUUGGUUAAUGAAUACACUGCUGGACAAGGAAUUAUGCCCCACCUAGACGGAUCGCUCUAUUGGCCGACCGUUUCAACAAUAUCUCUCGGUUCACAUACUCUAUUAGACUUUUAUCAACCCUUAAAUGAGGGAGUAGAAUGUGAAACGGAAUCAUCGCAAUUUGAAGAGCGACAUUUUUUAUCUAUUUUUGUUCAACCUCGAAGUUUAAUUUUAGUGAAAGACGAUAUGUAUAAUAAGUAUUUGCACGGAAUUAAAGAAAACUGCGAGGAUAUUAUAACGGACAAGACGUGUUCCUAA
Messenger RNA from Dimorphilus gyrociliatus, 626 nucleotides. NCBI's taxonomy places the organism in Eukaryota, Metazoa, Annelida, Polychaeta, Dinophilidae. The record is from the annotation of a GenBank genome assembly.